This is a messenger RNA of Dermacentor andersoni, 3271 nucleotides long. Lineage: Eukaryota; Metazoa; Arthropoda; Arachnida; Ixodida; Ixodidae. The record is from RefSeq and is a predicted model, not a curated record.
UGAUGAUGAUAGGAAAAAGUGUCUGACAUAUGUUCAACUGUCAUAAUCCUUUCACAGAAAAGAGGUUGCUUUGCUUUGGAGUAAUCACUGUGGUUUACCACCUAUAGCCUUUUAGGAAUACUGAAACGAAAGGGUUAUAUUGUAUUCCAUGGCUAUGCUUUGUAAAGUGCCCCUGCAUUUAUUCUGUUGUUGUAUUUACCUCAUUUCAGUGCUGUAACAGGACUGCAAUCACCCCAAUUAUUUUCUGCAGGCUUCACAAAUUCGAUGAGUUUAGCUGACAGCGUCCCUGCCAAAAUGGAAUGCCACACCCCUUCCAAGGUCGUCGGUCAGGUCGAGGUUGGCAUGCAGUGCAGCUUGCCUCUGGCUGACAAGUCUGUCGGGUGCUGCUUCAAAGCAUGGAGCGAGUCUAGGAGCGUACAGACUACAGAGACUCUGGAGCAGUUAACCUCCACCUCAGGCUUCACAAAUGCGAUGAGCCUAGCUGAAAGAGUCCCUGCCAAAAUGGAAUGUCACACCCUUUCCAAGGUCGUCGGUCAGGUCGAGGUUGGCAUGCAGUGCAGCUUGCCUCAGGCCGACAAGUCUGUUGGGUGCUGCUUCAAAGCAUGGAGCGAGUCUAGGAGCGUGCAGACUACGAAGACUAUGGAGCAGUUAAGCUCCGCCUCAGCAUCGAGGCUUUCUUUUCCUCUGGGAACUGCCAGAUGUGACAAAUUGAAGCAGGGACGCCUCCACCAAUGUCAAUUAUGUGGCUGUGAGACUGAUGAACUGUCUCGCUUGGAAACACAUGCUAGCGUCCAUACUGGCAAGAAGCCAUUUCAGUGCCCUUCAUGCUCUCCGAGUUUGUCACAACAAGCCUACCUGAAAGAGCACCUGCCCACCCACGUAGGCGAGAAGCCAUAUCAGUGUCCUUCAUGCUCUCGGAGUUUCUCACAAGAGAGACACCUUAUGACACACUUGUUCACCCACACAGAGAAGCCAUUUCAGUGCCCUUCAUGCUCUCGGACCUUCUCAACGAGGGCCGGCCUGAACUGCCACCUGCCCACCCACACACAGGAGAAGCCAUUUCAGUGCCCUUCAUGUUCUCGGAGUUUCUCACGAGAGAGACGCUUUAUGACACACCUGAGCACCCACACAGAAAAGCCAAUUCAGUGCCCUUCAUGCUCGAAGAGCUUCUCAGAAAAGGACAAACUUAGGAGCCACCUACGCACCCACACAGGUGAAAAGCCAUUUCAGUGCCCUACAUGCUCUCGGAGCUUCUCAAAAAACUCCAACCUUGUGACCCACCUGCGCGUCCACACUGGUGAGAAGCCAUAUCAGUGCCCUUCAUGCUCGAAGAGCUUCUCAUAUAAGGUCAGCCUUAUGCAGCACCUACGCACCCACACAGGUGAGAAGCCAUUUCAAUGCCCCUCAUGCCUUCAGAGCUUCUCAGUAAAGGGCAGCAUGAAAUCCCACCUGCGCACCCACACAGGCGAGAAGCCAUAUCAGUGUACUUCAUGCUUUCAGAGUUUCACGCGAAAGAGCCGCCUGAACGAACACCUGCGCACCCACACAGGCGAGAAGCAGCCAUAUCAGUGCCCUUCAUGCUCUCAGAGCUUCUCGCAUAAGACGCGCCUGAACGAACACCUGCGUAUCCACACAGGUGAGAAGCCAUUUCAGUGCCCUACAUGCCUUCAGAGCUUCUCAGUAAAGAGCCACCUGAACGAACACCUGCGCACCCACACAGGCGAGAAGCCAUAUCAGUGCACUUCAUGCUUUCGGAGUUUCACGCGAAAGAGCUACCUGAACGCACACCUGCACACCCACACAGGAGAGAAGCCAUAUCACUGCACUUCAUGCUUUCGGAGUUUCACGCGAAAGGGACACCUGAACGAACACCUGCGCACCCACACAGGCGAGAAGCCAUAUCAGUGCACUUCAUGCUUUCGGAGUUUCACGCGAAAGGGACACCUGAACGAACACCUGCGCACCCACACAGGGGAGAAGCCAUUUCAGUGCCCUUAAUGCUCUCGGCGCUUUUCAGAAAAGGUCAGCUUAUGAAACACCUGCACACCCACACAUGCAAGCAGCCAUACCAGUGCCCCUUCAUGCUCUCGGAGCUUCUCAGAAAAAGCCAAGGUUUUGAGCCACCGGUGCCCUCACACAGGUGAGAAGCCAUAUCAGAGCCCUUUAUGCUCUGAGAGCAUCUCAGAAAAGGGCAAGCUUAUGACACACCUGUGCAUCCACACAGGUGAGAAGCCAUAUCAGUGCUCUUCAUACUCUCGGAGAUUAUCAGAAGAAAGCAACCUUAUGAGACACUUGCACAUCCACGCAGAGGAAAUGGCAUUUCAGUGCCCUUCAUGCUCUCGGAGCUUCUCAGAAAAGGCCAGCCUUAUGAAGCACCUGCACACCCGCACAGACGAGAAGCCAUUCCAGUGCCCUGCACGCCUUUAGAGCUUCUCGUUGAAGAGUGCCAUGAAGGUACACCAGUGCAUUCAUACAGGUGACCGGCCAUACAUGCUCCAAGUCUUUUGCGCGGUCUCAUCACUUGAGCAGACAUAAGAGAGCACAGCAUUAUGAUAUUGUAGGGUAGAUGAACAACCAUGUUGAACUAGAAUCCAAAUUACAAAUCUACAGACGUGUAGCAUGUUGCAUAGUGUUCUGCAUCAGGUAGCACAAAUGUCUCGUUGUGCUCUUAAAGGAGUCCUGGAACACUUUUUUCAGGUUGCCAUGCUAGCUCUAGAUCUUUUGUCAGCAUGUCAGAAAGAAUAGAGCAAAAUAAAUUGAGAAGUGUCCCACACAAAGCCGUUAUAGGUGAGAAAAAAUGUAAACACAAAGUUAAACCUUGAUAUAAUGAAGACGGUAAAAUCAGCAAUUUGCUUUGUUAUAUUGUGGCUUUUCACUAUUCGAAAAAUCAUCCACGUUCAGCCUUUUCUGAAACAAUACUGUUUGCAUGCCCCUACGAACUAAGUAUCGUCAUUGUAAUAAUUAUUACACUACAGAUAUCUGAUUGAUCUGCUUCUAAGCUCUUUGCUUGCCUUUCUUUUAUCCUAGUAUUCUCGUUUGGUACAUGUGAACUUGUUCUCCUAGGCCAAUUCGUGUGUUUGUUGCUUCUCGGUUCCGGUUUACGUGGUUCAUCUGGAGAUUCUUUUGAUCUUACUCUAUUCACGCUUGUUUGGUUUUUCUUUGCAUUUUUUUGCAACUGGGUUCUUUCUUAGAGCAAUUGAUUGUUCAGUAAGUUAGCUUUCCACUGUUUGUUUCAUCAGAGCACCAAAUAAAAUCCUUUGUUUAAUGAGUA